UUCGAAUCCUAUUUCUAUACCAUGUUGACGAUAUGAUCGCGCAAUAAACGACAUUUAGCAGACAAAAAUUGCAACCAAACAUGAAGUGUGGCAGACCGGCAAUCUAUUAAGAUUCCAAGGCCAAAAAAAGAAGAAGAAGAAGAAGCAGACAAAAAUUAAACCGCAGUUCAAAGGUUAUGUUUUGACAUCUUCUGUCUGCUACUUAGCAAUGCUUUGCAUUUUCAAAACAAUCAUUAUUCGGAAACGAAUAGAUCAUGUCGGGGCUCAAUUUGAUUCAAGAAUAUUCGUCGGACUCGGAUGACAAUGACGAAACCGAAUAUAAAAAUAAUCAAAACCCUUGUGUAAAGUUGGAGGAAAAAAUAAAUAAAUUACCCUUGCCAGAAUCGAUAUCAUCUUGGAAAGGAGCUGCAGUGCAUCAUGAAGAAGUCAUUGAUAAUCCCCUGGAACAUGACGGACGAAGCAGAUCCUUCAAGCAUGAAAGAGGAAAUUGGGCUACUCUAGUUUAUAUUGAUUAUAUACCAACUGCUGAAAUGAUAAAAUGGAUGAAAAGUACUUUAAAUCAAUCAUUCGAAACAGGUAAUUUAUUUGAGGAGUUUCAUGUAAGUCUAACUCGAACAUUGAUACUAAAGUUUCAUUGGAUUGAUUCCUUUGUGGAGGCUGUGAAAAGUAUAGUUGAUAGUCAAAAGUCAUUUUUUAUGGAGCUAAAUAGUAUUGAAAUCUAUUCUAAUGAAGAGAAAACAAGGACGUUCAUGGGCAUAGCUGUUCAAAGCGAAGAUGAUAAUCUUCUAAAAUUAACUCAGUCAUUAGAUAAAGUUGCUGAUGAAUACCAACUACCACUAUUUUAUGAGAACCCUUCAUAUCACAUAAGUUUUGCAUGGGGUCUUGGAGAUCAAAGAAAUGUACUGGAAGCUCAAAAAUCUUUCUUAACAACAAAACUAUAUGAUUUCUUCCAAGAACAUCCUGAAGAAAGAUAUCUAGAAAUCGAUUGCAUUAAAUGUAAAGUAGGAAACAAAUUAUUUAAAUUUAAAUUACAUUAACGAUAUCACAUAAGUACAAAAAAUUAAAAGAGUAUGAAAAA
Messenger RNA from Trichogramma pretiosum, 1078 nucleotides. RefSeq names its product U6 snRNA phosphodiesterase. Gene Ontology annotation, cellular component: nucleus. NCBI's taxonomy places the organism in Eukaryota, Metazoa, Arthropoda, Insecta, Hymenoptera, Trichogrammatidae. The coding region runs from base 255 to 1037 and encodes 260 amino acids. Gene Ontology annotation, molecular function: 3'-5'-RNA exonuclease activity. Gene Ontology annotation, biological process: U6 snRNA 3'-end processing. The record is from RefSeq and is a predicted model, not a curated record. The transcript has 4 exons.